AUGUUCCUUUACAUACAAAAUCCUCCUACAAUCCUCACAAUCAAGAACUGGAUGAAUGAAACGUUAAUUCUUCCAGAUCUAUGUCUAGCUCUUGGGGUUGAAAAUGGUACUAUCCACUCCAACCAGCUGACAGCAUCCAGCGAAUACUUGAACAGUCUUGGGGCUCAUCGAGGACGACUCAACACAGUAUCAGAUGCAGGAGGUUUCGGAGCCUGGGCAGCAGCAAACAAUGACCUAGAUCAGUGGAUUCAAGCCGAUCUUGGUUCAGUGAAACGCGUAGUUGGAGUAAUAACACAAGGGCGAAGUGAUGAGGAUCAAUGGGUUAAAACAUACAAAGUUAAUUACAGUACCAAUGGUGGCAUUUUCGCACCAGUAUUGGGAUCGAAUGGUCAAGUUGAGAUUUUUAGUGCAAACUCAGAUGAAAACACCGAGGUGAAAAACAUAUUCAGCUCUGUUGUCUAUGCUCAAUUCAUCCGUAUCAAUCCAAUAACCUGGUAUGGACACAUCAGUUUAAGAUUUGAGCUUCUUGGCACAGAUUCAGUUGUAGCUCUUGGGAUUGAAGAUGGAACUAUCCACUCCGACCAGCUGACAGCAUCCAGCGAAUACUUGAACAGUCUUGGGGCUCAUCGAGGACGACUCAACACAGUAUCAGAUGCAGGAGGUUUCGGAGCCUGGGCAGCAGCAAACAAUGACCCAGAUCCCUGGAUUCAAGCCGAUCUCGGUUCAGUGAAACGCGUAGUUGGAGUAAUAACACAAGGGCGAAGUGAUGGGAAUCAAUGGGUUAAAACAUACAAAGUUAAUUACAGUACCAAUGGUAGCAUUUUCACACCAGUAUUGGGAACGAAUGGUCAAGUUGAGAUUUUUAGUGCAAACUCAGAUCGAAACACCGAGGUGAAAAACAUAUUCAGAUCUGUUGUCUACGCUCAAUUCAUCCGUAUCAAUCCAAUAACCCGGCAAAAGCACAUCAGUUUAAGAUUUGAGCUUCUUGGUGCAG
Messenger RNA from Anneissia japonica, 994 nucleotides. RefSeq names its product lactadherin-like. NCBI's taxonomy places the organism in Eukaryota, Metazoa, Echinodermata, Crinoidea, Comatulida, Comatulidae. The transcript has 5 exons. The record is from RefSeq and is a predicted model, not a curated record. The annotation marks the transcript as partial.